UUGGGGGCGUUGACCACUGAGGCUGAGCUGUGCGCGUCCCUGAGGCGAGAGGCGGCUCCGCUUCCCGCCCGCUCAAACCUCGCGCUCCCGCAGCGCCCUCAGCUCCCCCCGCGCCGUCGCCAACGCCAUGGACAACUCUUACGAGAACACGAUGGGCGUGGAACCCUACAUGGCACCCGAGGAGGACUGGGACCGCGAGCUACUGCUCGACCCUGCCUGGGAGAAGCAGCAGCGCAAGACGUUCACGGCAUGGUGCAACUCACACCUGCGCAAGGCCGGCACAGGCAUCGAGAACAUCGAUGAAGAUUUCCGCAACGGCCUGAAACUCAUGCUGCUCCUUGAGGUUAUCUCAGGUGAGCGUUUGGCCAAGCCGGAGAGGGGAAAGAUGAGAGUGCACAAGAUCUCCAAUGUCAACAAGGCUCUGGAUUUCAUUGCCAGCAAGGGUGUGAAGCUCGUGUCCAUUGGUGCAGAAGAAAUUGUGGAUGGAAAUGCAAAGAUGACCCUGGGUAUGAUCUGGACAAUUAUUCUGCGUUUCGCCAUUCAGGACAUCUCUGUUGAAGAAACCUCUGCCAAGGAGGGCCUCCUGCUCUGGUGCCAGCGGAAGACGGCUCCGUAUAAAAACGUCAACGUGCAGAACUUUCACAUCAGCUGGAAGGAUGGCUUGGCAUUCAAUGCCCUCAUACACAGGCACCGGCCGGACCUGAUCGACUACGAGAAACUGCGAAAGGAUGAUCCCAUCACAAACCUCAACAAUGCCUUCGAAGUGGCAGAAAAGUACUUGGACAUUCCAAAGAUGCUGGAUGCAGAAGACAUCGUGGGCACAGCACGUCCAGAUGAGAAGGCCAUCAUGACCUACGUGUCGUGUUACUACCAUGCAUUCUCGGGCGCGCAGAAGGCCGAGACGGCGGCUAACAGAAUCUGCAAGGUCCUGGCUGUCAACCAGGAGAAUGAGAAACUCAUGGAGGACUACGAGCACAUGGCCAGCGAUCUGCUGGAUUGGAUCCGGCGCACCAUCCCGUGGCUGGAGAACCGUGUGCCGGAGAACACCAUGCAGGCCAUGCAAGGCAAACUGGAGGGCUUCCGCGACUACCGCCGCGUGCACAAGCCGCCCAAGGCCCAGGAGAAGUGCCAGCUGGAGAUCAGCUUCAACACGCUGCAGACCAAGCUGCGGCUCAUGAACCGCCCCGCCUUCAUGCCCUCUGAGGGCAAGAUGGUCUCGGACAUCGCGAAUGGCUGGUCCAUGCUGGAGCAGGCGGAGAAGGGCUACGAAGAGUGGCUCCUCAAUGAGAUCCGACGCCUGGAGCGGCUCGACCAUCUGGCCGAAAAGUUCAGGCAGAAGGCCAAGAUCCACGAGGCGUGGACCGCAGGCAAGGAGGCAAUGCUGGAGAAGCGCGACUAUGACUCGGUGUCUCUGACGGAGCUCAAGGCGCUGCUGCGCAAGCACGAAGCCUUUGAGAGCGACUUAGCUGCUCACCAGGACCGAGUGGAGCAGAUCGCCGCCAUUGCCCAGGAGCUCAAUGAGCUGGACUACCACGACGUGUCGAGCGUGAACGCACGCUGCCAGGACAUCUGUGCCGAGUGGGACAAGCUCGGCGACCUCACCCAAAGGCGCAAGGAUACCCUAGAGAGGACAGAGAAGGUCCUGGAGACCAUCGACCAGCUGUACUUGGAGUUCGCCAAAAGGGCGGCGCCCUUCAACACGUGGAUGGACGGAGCUGUGGAGGACCUGCAGGACAUGUUCAUCGUUCACACCAUCGAUGAGAUACAGGGUCUGAUAUCGGCUCACGAGCAGUUCAAGGAUACCCUGCCUGAAGCAGAGAAGGAAAAGAGCGCCAUUCUGGGCGUGCACAACGAGAUUCAGAAGGUGGCGCAGACGUACAACGUCAAGCUGGCCGGGCCCAAUCCGUACAGCGCCAUCACGCCACACGACAUCUCCAGCAAGUGGGAGAGGAUGACACAGCAGGUCCCACUGCGGGACGACUCUCUGCAGGAUGAGCUGGCACGGCAGCAGGCCAACGAGACGCUUCGUCGGCAGUUCGCAGCCUCGGCCAACAUCGUGGGGCCCUGGAUACAAACCAAGAUGGAGGAGAUUGGACACAUCUCCAUCGAGAUGCACGGCACGCUGGAGGAUCAGCUGAACCAGCUGAGACGUUACGAACAGAACAUCAUCAACUACAAACCCAACAUCGACAAACUGGAGAGCGAGUACCAGUUGGUGCAGGAGGCCCUCAUUUUUGACAACAAGCACACCAACUACACAAUGGAGCACAUCCGCGUGGGCUGGGAGCAGCUGCUCACGACCAUCGCUCGCACCAUCAACGAAGUGGAGACCCAGAUCCUGACGCGGGACGCCAAGGGUAUUAGCCAGGAGCAGAUGCAUGAAUUCCGCGCCUCUUUUAACCACUUCGACAAGGAUCACUCUGGCAAGCUGGGUGCGGAGGAGUUCAAGGCUUGCCUCAUCAGCCUGGGCUACGACGUCGGGAAUGACCAGCAGGGAGAAGCAGAGUUUGCGCGGAUCAUGACAGUCGUUGAUCCCAACAACACGGGCCUGGUCACAUUCCAGUCAUUCAUCGACUUUAUGACGCGCGAGACCACCGAUACCGACACAGCCGACCAGGUCAUCGCCUCUUUCAAGAUCCUCGCCGGCGACAAGAACUUCAUCACGGCCGACGAGCUGCGGAGGGAGCUGCCCCCGGAUCAGGCUGAGUACUGCAUCGCCCGCAUGGCCCCGUACCGCGGGCCUGACGCCGUGCCUGGCGCACUCGACUAUAUGUCCUUCUCCACCGCUCUCUACGGCGAGAGCGACCUGUAACCACGGAGAACCGCUCACACACACGCACACCACGCACUCGCACAUUCGCAACACGCAGUCACUAGACACAGCACAUCCAUUCUUGACACCCAACUUCCCUACACUAUUCAAGCAGCUUUCAGAUGAUCCUGACUGCUGCGCACAACAGAGAUCGGUUACUAAGCGUGCAGUUUGCCUAUCCAUGGUCACGCUUGAACAGAUCGUGUGCUGAAGUGUGGACCGAUGCUGUGCAGAAAUUCAUGAUCCUGUCCUGUGAUCCACAUGGAGGAAUGGCGAACUGGAGUCUGACACUCCCACGCAUGACGUGACCACGAAUGAACUUCACUUACUGCGUCCUUGGAGAAGGGGGAAGGACAACAGAACACGAAAUGCAACAAUGAAUUUAAAUCGAACAUACACCUAAACAAGUAUACACAAAACAAACUUCGUGUAUGUACAGUAAACAAAUUUAUUUGGCUUACCACCAUUGGGUUAUUGCUGUAUUUGUUUAUUAUUAAGUAGUUAUCAAGAUUUACAGAAGUGCCCUUUUGUAGAAUAAAAAAUUAAGAGGGCUUUGUUUUUUAUCUAGUAUUUUACUGAUAUUUCUCGUAUCUCAAAACAUGUUAAGGCUUAAUACAUACCAUUUUUAGCCAUCAGCGCAUCAUUGAGGAGAAGCCCAGUGUAUAAAAUAAUGUACCCAGGACAAUACUUAGUUCUUAAAAAAAAUCUAUGCAUGUCCGGUUGGAAAGCAUCAGGCAUAGGGUGAUACUCGGUCUUGUAAAGAAUGUGUUAUUUGAGUAGUAAUGCGAUCUGUUUACAGCAGAGGUGGGAAACGCAGUUAGCAUUGAGUUGUUGAGCUGGGUAGAUCCACAAUUUGGGGGUCUGGUGGUGUGUUUGACUGCACUUGGUGUAGUAUUGGCAUCUGGAAACACAUUGCUUAUUUGGCCUAAUGACUUCACAAUGGUCAGAGAAAUAUUGCCCACCACUGGAUUACAAAAACCUAUAGUUAUUGUUUUCUUAAUAUACAGUAGCAGCGUGUGCUAAAAAUGUAGGGUUUUUAAAUGUAAUGUGUAAUAUGAGAAUCUGUUUAAAAACACAAACCGGAUGUUACAACCCACCACUUUUAAUAGUGUAGGUCUUUACAUUUAAAAGCAACUUGGAUUUUAAUCCCACUGCACAGCAUUGUCAUUUGAAUAACUGCUUCAAGUUGGUGGUCACUGUCCCCCUGCAUUUAAGAAUGUCUUGCUCCCAAGUAAACCCCGUCUUAUUUAUAUGAAACAGUGUUAGAAUUGGAUCGGUGCUGAUUUUAAAUUCUACAUUUAUAUUGUAUCUUAACUUUCUUAUGAAUUUAGUCUUUCCAAUCAUGGGGCUUAGACAAAUGGACCAAGUUACUUAGCUGUAUAAUGGUGUGUUAUUUAACAAUUAUUUUUUACUGUACCACAAUAGUGUUUGCCCUUUAUUUUAAACAUCAAAUGUGGAAAUCAGUGGUUUUUAGUGGAAAGACAGCGAGGUGAAGUGUUAAUCUUGCUGAAUGAAAUGUUGGCGUUUUACGAGUGAUUGCCUUUCCACGGUAUUGUUACAGGGUUUUAACUUUGACCGCAUAUUUUUAAUGUGGACGUGGAGAUAAGCAGGCCUCAAUGAAACUCCACUGGGCAGACCGCAGACGUCCCUGGAUGCAUUGUGCAGAUGUGUAAUCACGUGGGUAAAUAAAGGCUUACGUUGGAUAUAA
Molecule: messenger RNA, 4520 nt
Organism: Lethenteron reissneri (Far Eastern brook lamprey)
Lineage: Eukaryota; Metazoa; Chordata; Hyperoartia; Petromyzontiformes; Petromyzontidae
Product: alpha-actinin-1
Molecular function (GO): calcium ion binding; protein binding
Source: RefSeq, a predicted model, not a curated record